Molecule: messenger RNA, 1057 nt
Organism: Truncatella angustata
Lineage: Eukaryota; Fungi; Ascomycota; Sordariomycetes; Amphisphaeriales; Sporocadaceae
Product: S-adenosyl-L-methionine-dependent methyltransferase
Exons: 3
Coding region: 88-981 (297 amino acids)
Molecular function (GO): methyltransferase activity
Source: RefSeq, a predicted model, not a curated record
CCUCACGCAACUUGCGAAAGGUGAAUUAAAAGGCGAUCAACAACCGUUUCGUCAGACCUGAUCCCCGCCAGUUCGCAGAGCGACACAAUGACAGCCAAUACAGACGGGCUUCAAAAAACCUAUAGCAAUUUUGCUGAAAGUCUGACGAAUGAGAAGCUCGAUAGGUUUCUCGAGGACGCUGAAGCCAUCAUGGCAAAGCCCGCUGCCAUGCUUCUUGCCCAAGCUGGUAUUGGCUCCACCACCAAAAUUCCUUUCAAGCUGCUGGAUGGUGCCUGCGGGACUGGCGCUGUGGGAUCGCAGCUGCAGCGGGUUGUAAACAAGGACGUGCUAGAGCAGAGCAGUAUCCUCUGUGGAGAUGUCAACCAGCCGAUGCUUGAUAUCCUCAAGAAAAGGGCAGAGCGGGACGCUUGGGUCAAUACGGAAGUAGCGACAGUUGAUGCUCAGGACUCAAAACUAGCGGACGGCUCUUUCACCCACGUGACGAUCAGCCAUGGUCUUCAUGUAAUUCCAAACCCGGACUUGGUGCUGAAAGACACUCUGCGCAUACUGAGGCCUGGCGGCACCUUCGCUUUCAGCACAAUGCAUCAAGAUAACGUGGCCUGGGUUCCUGAUGUCCGAUCAGCCUUUGCCAGGCUUCCGUUCGAGGUUUCAUUACCCGACCCGUUCCCAAUGGCAAGCAACGGACAUCUGGAAUGGGGAGACCCCCAAGAGAUCAAGCAGAAGCUUUGGGAUCACGGAUUCAAUAAUGUCAGCGUCAAGGUAAUCCAGAAUGAUCAACAUAUCGAGAGUGCGGAGCGCUUCACCGAUGCGUUUAUGAUGAUGAUCAACUGGUUGACACAGACGUAUUGGACCCAAGAACAGAGGGAAAACUACCAUGGCACUUUGAGGGAUCAUGUUAUUAAGCAUCUGAAGGAGAAGUAUGACGGGAGGGGUUGGAUGUUGAAAUGGACCAUGAUCUUGGCCACGUGCCAGAGAGACUGAUCAUAUGUGACCCAUUCAAUGUUCAACGAACGAUGUGACAUAGCACUAAUGUUUGCUGGGUAAAGGAUAAAUGAAC